Syngnathus acus (greater pipefish) is the source of this 4696-nucleotide messenger RNA. RefSeq names its product zinc finger, FYVE domain containing 28 (gene zfyve28). The record is from RefSeq and is a predicted model, not a curated record. NCBI's taxonomy places the organism in Eukaryota, Metazoa, Chordata, Actinopteri, Syngnathiformes, Syngnathidae. Gene Ontology annotation, cellular component: early endosome membrane. The transcript has 14 exons. Gene Ontology annotation, biological process: negative regulation of epidermal growth factor-activated receptor activity. Gene Ontology annotation, molecular function: metal ion binding. Bases 362 to 3394 code for a protein of 1010 amino acids.
CGUGACUGUCAGCAAGUAACGUCGGACGUGCAGCGAGCGACGCAGACAUCGGCCAGUGCACUCGCUGCUGGAAGCCCGAGACUUUGGAAGAGGCAGGACGGGGGAUGACAAGCGACAAACCCCGUAGGACGAGAAAAUGCGGAAAUAAGUCGUUGUCUCUUUGGAUCGUGACAGUCUUCCUUUUUAGCCAUUUUGUAGCAUUAGAACAACUUACUGCACGUUUUUUUGUCUGAUUUAUUUUCCCGUAUUUUAAGCCACCGUCGCUAGCUAGCUUAGCAGCCGAGCGAAGCUGUCAGGCAUACAGGUACUGCCGGAGAAGCGGACGAGGGCUCGGUGACAAAAGGAAGGUGGCGAGGUAACGAUGAACCGCUUUCGAAAGUGGCUCUACAAGCCCAAGAGGACGGACCCGCAGCUUCUGGCCCAGUUCUAUUACGCGGAUGAUGAGCUGAACCAGGUGGCUGCUGAACUGGACAGCCUCGAUGGAAGGAAGGACCCCCAAAGAUGUACGCUGCUCGUCAACCAGUUCCGCUCCUGCCAGGACAAUGUGCUGAACAUCAUCAAUCAGAUUAUGGAAGAAUGUAUUCCCUGUGACCGAGCCAACAGAGACUUCAGUGUCAAGUUCCCCGAGGAGAUUCGUCAUGACAACUUGGCGGGGCAGCUCUGGUUUGGAGCAGAGUGUUUAGCUGCAGGUUCCAUCAUCAUGAACAGGGAGAUAGAAAGUAUCGCAAUGAGACCCUUGGCAAAGGACCUAACUCGAAGCCUGGAGGAGGUCCGCAACAUCACCCGAGACCAAGCCCUGCGAGACCUCAAUUUCUACACGGACCGCAUGAAGGAUGCACUGCGACAUUUCGACAGCCUUUUUGCUGAGUUUGAACUCAGCUAUGUGUCAGCCAUGGUGCCUGUCAAGUCUCCCAAAGAAUACUACGUCCAGCAGGAGGUGAUUGUUCUCUUCUGUGAGACGGUGGAAAGGGCGCUCAGUUUGGGCUACCUCACUCAAGACAUGAUUGAUGACUAUGAGCCUGCGUUGAUGUUUACAAUUCCCAGACUAGCCAUUGUAUGUGGGUUGGUCGUGUACUCAGAGGGACCUCUCGACCUUGACCGAAAAGCAGAGGACAUGUCUGAGCUCUUUCGCCCUUUUCGUACUUUGCUGAAGAAAAUCAGAGACCUGCUGCAGACUCUGACGGAGGAAGAGUUACUGAUGCUGGAGAGGAACCUCUGUAUCUCUCAGGAUGGCGAGUUAGCCACAGGCCAGGAGGAGGCCACAAGCAAGACACCAGCACCUAAACCGGAGAACCAGUCCUCCUCCAGCCCUGCUAAUGUCACCUCCGACGCGGCUGGUGAUGAGGAGCAAAAGCAUUUGUCUCUGUUUGUUUGUCCCAGCCAUGAGGAGGAGUUGGCAGAAGUGGAAAAAGGCUGGGAGGAGGUGGAAUCCGAGAAAGGGGAGCAGGCUGAAGACUUGCAGUGUGAGGAAGCAGAAGAGGCUGAACUUGCUUGUUCCAUGCAAUAUGAUGAGGAAGAACUGGAGCAGCUCAACAUGAUGGUGUACCGAGUCGGAGACGAGAUGUCAACUCUGCUGUCACCUCCGAGCCAGGGCCAGUCCCCGGCUCGCCGUCCCAAUAAAGGCGAGGUGGGAGGAGCCAGCGGGCCUUCCAGCACUGAGGUCUCCCCUCUCAGGUUACAGAGGGGCAGAGGAAAAACAGGUAUCUAUUUAGAAGAAGAAGACCGAGUCUUCUUCAUGGAAGAUCUGGACCCAUCAGGAGACGGCGUUCCCAGCAUCUCAAGAGAAGUCCGUAGUUGUGUCGCCUCGCCUUCUAAAACCCCCAAAUCCGCUCAUCCGUUGCAACGUAGUCCGGGCGUGCGGUCGGACGCCGUUUGCAACGGUUGGCUCCCGGAAGGACCUUCAGAGCAGCCGUGUCUUCAACCACGCACUAAGUGUCUCAAUGCAAUGCGCGCCGCAUCGCGCACAUCUGCUCCCAGCUCCGAAGCGCUGCCUUACACCAACGGCUGGGAGAUGGGCUUAGAGGGCACCGUGAAUGAAACCGCAGAGGUCAUUGCCCAUCGUAUGGGCGGCAUGAAACUCUCGGCCACGGUCAUCUUCAACCCUCGCUCCCCCAGCUUGACGGAGCUGGCGGUGGACAAGAUGCUGCGGCCCUCUCCCUCCGAGAUUGAACCUUGUGGUCCGCUGGUGGCCACUCACUGCUUGCUUAACUCUUGCGUCUGCUGCGGGAGCUGUGAGGACGCCCGCGAGGACGCCAUCACCUCUGAGACCGCAGGCCUCGGCCUAGGCCUCACUCUAAGAACAGAUAAGCACUGUAAAACCACAACCCCCGGCGCUGUCAUCCAGUCCUCGGCUUGCCGGCUGCCCCCGCGAAGCCGCGAUUGCUUCGGCAGAAGAGAACUUUGCCAGCUGUCUCACACUUCAGCUCGCUGCUUGAACCAACCCCUGGAAGAGGAAGGGAGAGCUGAAUUAUGCGAGAAGAACCUGGUCGUCGAGCCACUACCGGGACAUCACACUCAGAACUGUGGCAACGACAUUGUGGAUGAGCCUUCGACAUGCGACUCGCAGGAGACGACUGAAACGAGGCAACACCCAACUGGAGGUCCGUUGAGGGACAAGGACGAGCAAGGAAUGAAGGAAUCCAAGAGGGAGAGCAAAGAGGAGAACUGGAAGGGCUCCAGUCUUCAAAACUCCCCCGUCAGCUCUGUGUCAGGUAGUGACUGUGAGAGUGUGUCGGUCACCACAUGUAGUCUAUCCAGCAGUGUUUACACUCCCAGUCCCGUCAGCAGCCUUACUCCCAGCUCAGGCACGUCCGAGGACCUGGACCAUGAGGAUAUCCGGCUGGCUCUACAAGAUGCCAAGAUAGCUGCCCGAAAUAAAAUUCGCUCACGCUUCCACAGUAGCAGCGACCUCAUUCACCGGCUCUUUGUCUGCAUAUCGGGUGUUGCUGAUCAGCUGCAGACAAACUACGCCAGUGACCUUCGCAGCAUUCUCAAGACACUAUUUGAGGUUAUGGCAACAAACUUUGAGCAGGGAGACAACGAGCAAAAGAAAGCAGGCCCUGUUCUACGAAGUGCAGUGCUCGAGGACUGCGCUCUCUGUCAGGAGACCAUUUCCUCAUCAGAAUUGGCAGCCAAGGCCCGUGAGGGACAGUUUGAAGAUCCUCCUGACUGGGUUCCAGAUGAAGUAUGCAGCUCCUGUAUCGCGUGCAAGGCUCCUUUCACCGUCAUCCGCAGGAAACAUCACUGUCGAAGCUGUGGAAAGAUCUUCUGCUCUCGCUGCUCCUCCCACUCGGCUCCGUUGCCUCGAUACGGCCAGAUGAAGCCCGUGAGGGUGUGCACGCACUGCUAUAUGUUUCACGUCACGCCUUUCUACAGCGACAAGGCCAACAUUUGAAACACGGCGAGAGCAACGACUAUGCGACGAUGCCUUCACAGUCGACGUACGUGCUCGGGAAGUGAGAAGGCGGGGAAGAAACCCAGGGAAGGUCUCGCCUGUUUCCGCUGUUGUUUGCUGGAAGGGGAAACAAAUGCAGGCGCUAUUCACACAUGUGAAGGUGUAAAAGCGGGAGGGCGAUGAGGCAACCGCAGACUUUGAACUGGUAUUGCGCAGCACAACAUGAAAACAGGCCAUUUUAGGAGUUUUAUUGCUUCUCAUGUACAAAUGAAUGAACUUCCUAUUCUACAGCGAGCUUCCAACAUUUGUGCCAGAGCUCCCACGGGACUCGGAUUAGUCAAAGAAUGUAAGUCAUGAUAAGUAUGUAAAUAAGGAUCAUUCUGGUCAUAACCAUACCACAAUGUCGGCUGUUGCUACUCACACGGAAACUGGUCAGAAAUCCUCCUCACGCUUCCAGUCGCAUUUACACAAUAGUGCUAAGAGCUAGCUAGCUUUUGUAUUGGAAUUUUGGCACGCUUUCGAUGGCAGUGAAUGUUCACGGGGACGAAACUUUAUGGGCUGUGCCCAUUGUGCACUUUGGGUGCUUCUCUGCUUAUUUAAUGGAUAAAAGGGAUCUCAUAGUUAUCACCAUCUAGUCUGGAACGCCCUCUAGUGGAGAGUUGACCUCUUCAAUUUUUAAGCACGAUCGGGAAGCCUUCUUGCAGACUGCAAGGUUACUCGUUGCUUUUUUUUCCCUCAUUCUAGUGCAAUAUUUUGACUACUGUAACCAAACAAGCCAUUUUAUUAGCUAAAUGAUUUACAUGUAGAUGCUAGCUUGAGGUACGUCACACUCGACACACGCCCGUCUCAUUUGCAUACCAAGUGCUCUCUGCUAAAUAUUCCUGCUUCUUUUGGCAGUGAAAAGUAAUCUUCCUUUCUGUUAUAGAAUAUCGGGUAUAUGAGAGUGGGCAUUGUGUCAUUUUGCUGUAACUCAAAGCAGCUUCUCAGGCAUUUCAUAAUCAGGAACACACUACUGUUGGAGCCGUCGUAUUGCCCUUAAAAUUUAACCUCACUUCGGAAGGGUUCUGCUUUUUCUUUUAUAAAGAAUAAAAAACGGCAUAUGGAGAGCUAUAUCAAUUGUAUGUAUAUAAACAGGGAAUCAUGCAGUAAUUUAAAGGCGGAAUAUUCUAUGAUUUCAGAGCUUGGUCUUAUUUUGUAAUAUUACACCACAUUUCCUUGAUGGGUGUAGUGUUCAUUUUUUUUAAAACAAUAGUUUUAAAUGCAAUGUAAACUGAAAUAAAUGUUUUUUUCAGUUUAAAUCUU